AUGGCUGGCAGCCUGUUUGGAAGGCUCUCCCUGGAGGAAGGGGACUCAGCCAACUCCCUGGAGGGCCUGGAAAUCAAGCUGGGGAGAGAAGCCAUGCAUCAGGCCUUGGACACAUUGAGUGACAGCACAAGCUCCACAACUGCCAAUGACCUGGACCUCAUCUUCCUCAAGGGCAUCAUGGAGAGUCCAGUGGCCCAUGAGCAGUUUGAGGAGCCCAAGCUCGAGGCUGUGAGGGAGAACAACAUGGAGCUGGUCCAGGACAUCCUCAAGGAGCUCAACCCGCUCACUAACAGGAGCCUUGCAGUGGAAGAGCUGGUCCGCAUCCUGAAGGAGCCUCACUUCCAGUCCCUCAUGGAGACCCAUGAUUCGGUGGCGUCCAAAAACUACGAGACACCUCCCCCCAGCCCCUGUUCCUUCAUGGAUGCAGCCCUCAACAACCAGCCUGUUCCCCCAGACGCAGUCAGGAUGGUCGGCAUCCGAAAGGUGUCUGGCGAGCACCUGGGAGUGACGUUUCGAGUGGAGAAUGGCGAGCUGGUGAUAGCCAGGAUCCUCCACGGUGGCAUGAUUGACCAGCAAGGUCUGCUCCAUGUGGGUGACAUCAUCAAGGAGGUGAACGGCAAGGAGGUGGGCAACGACCCCAAAGUGCUCCAGGAGAUGCUGAAGGAGGCCAGCGGCAGUGUGGUGCUGAAGAUCCUGCCCAGCUACCAGGAGCCACACACACCAAGACAGGCUUUUGUAAAGUGUAACUUUGACUACGACCCAUCCCAUGAUAACCUGAUUCCUUGUAAAGAAGCAGGGCUGAGCUUCAACAGUGGAGACAUUUUGCAGAUUUUCAACCAGGAGGACCUCAAUUGGUGGCAGGCCUGUCACAUAGAGGGAGGCAGUGCAGGUCUAAUUCCAAGCCAGCUGCUUGAGGAGAAGAGGAAAGCGUUUGUGAAGAGAGAUCUGGAGCUUGUUACCACAGGUCCUCUAUGUACUGGGAUGGGUGGUAAGAAGAAAAAAAAGAUGAUGUAUUUGACCACCAAGAAUGCAGAAUUUGAUCGCCACGAGCUGCGGAUAUAUGAAGAGGUAGCCAAGGUCCCGCCCUUCAGAAGGAAGACGCUGGUUCUGAUUGGUGCGCAGGGGGUUGGCCGUCGCAGUCUGAAAAACAAGCUGCUGGUGUCGGAUCCCCAGCGGUAUGGCACCACCAUCCCCUUCACCUGCAGAAAACCAAAGGUGGAUGAGAGGGAUGGCCAGAUGUACUCCUUCAUGACCCGCAGCGAAAUGGAGUGCGACAUUAAAAAUGCUCGUUUCUUGGAGCAUGGCGAGUAUGACGGGAACCUGUAUGGCACGAAGAUCCACUCUAUACACGAGGUGAUCGACACUGGAAAGAUCUGCAUCCUGGACGUCAACCCACAGGCUCUUAAAGUCCUGCGGACGUCAGAGUUCCUGCCCUAUGUUGUUUUCAUUGAAGCCCCGGAUUUUGAGGUUCUCAAAGCUAUGAAUAAGUCAGCAAUUGAGUCAGGAGUGGUUACAAAACAGUUAACGGACUCUGAAUUAAAGAGGACGGUGGACGAGAGCGAGCGCAUUAAGCGGGCCUAUGGACAUUACUUUGAUCUCUGCAUCAUAAACGACGGCCUGGAAGCGGCGUUCCGAAGUCUACGGUCGGCUCUGGACAAACUGUCAACGGAGCAGCAGUGGGUUCCUGUCAGCUGGGUCUUCUGA
Cyclopterus lumpus (lumpfish) is the source of this 1704-nucleotide messenger RNA. It is a transcript of the gene mpp2b, whose product is annotated as membrane protein, palmitoylated 2b (MAGUK p55 subfamily member 2). The record is from RefSeq and is a predicted model, not a curated record. Lineage: Eukaryota; Metazoa; Chordata; Actinopteri; Perciformes; Cyclopteridae. Gene Ontology annotation, molecular function: protein binding. The transcript has 12 exons. Bases 1 to 1704 code for a protein of 567 amino acids. Gene Ontology annotation, cellular component: plasma membrane; cell-cell junction.